CUGAUGGAAAGCUACUUAUUGUACCUAUUAGGUAAACAAAUAAGCACACAAUCGGCGGGAAGCUUUCAACAAUUGAGACAACAGAAACCUACCACAGAGCUGAGCGAACGGCUUUCAUUGAUAAGAGCCGAUUGGGUGCGUCGCAGGUUUUCGUUUUCGUUCUUUUUUUUUCAUGGCUAGCAUUGACAGCGCCGACAGAGAAUUUGUCAUACUUCGGUCAUACUCCAAUUAUGGAAAGUGUCUACCCGAAAGAGCCGCUGGAGGUGCCUAAAGAGGCGCACGAGGAGCCGGAGCAACAGCAGCUGUUGGCUCCACCAGCACCGCCCAGCUAUGACCAGGCAACGGCCACGACCACGCCCACGCCUGCCCAGCCAACCGGACCCGGACCGGCAACAACAGCGACAAGCACCCAUCACACGGUGAUCGUGGUGCCCAGUUCGCCGUAUGGGCCGGAGCCACAGGAUGUACAGUGUCCGUUCUGCCACAAUUACACGCGCACCCGCGUCUCCUACAGGCCCAACUCGCGCACCCACCUGAUUGCGCUGGUGCUGUGCUUGCUGCAACUCUACUGCUGCGUGUGCCUGCCCUACUGCAUUUCCAGCUGCAUGAACACCAAUCACUACUGCGGCAUGUGCGACCGCUACCUGGGCACCUAUUUGCGCAAGUGACGCCCCCACCCCCUCCAAUAUGAACGUUUAUCUGCAGCAGCAGCAGCAGCUUUGGCUAAAAAUACAGAAUUAUACCUGAGAUGCACACAUACAUACAUAUACACAGAUACAUUUAAUUACAUACAUACAUACAUGUAUGCACAUAUCUACCUGUAUUUGAAGAGCAGGCAUUUGUGUACCUUAGAUAAAUUGUUCAAAUACAUUUGUAGUUAGUAUCUAAA
Molecule: messenger RNA, 889 nt
Organism: Drosophila montana
Lineage: Eukaryota; Metazoa; Arthropoda; Insecta; Diptera; Drosophilidae
Product: lipopolysaccharide-induced tumor necrosis factor-alpha factor
Exons: 3
Coding region: 231-668 (145 amino acids)
Molecular function (GO): zinc ion binding
Source: RefSeq, a predicted model, not a curated record